GUCUACGUGCUGCCCGUUGUCGCGGGGGACUGGAGAUGAGGCUGAUCCUGGCUGGGAAGGCUGGUGGGGGGAAAAGCGCCACGGGGAACACCCUCCUCGGGAAACGUGUCUUUGAGUCCAAGCUGUCCACCACGCCGGUGACCGUGAGCUGUGCGAAAGCGCAAGGGCACUGGGACGGCGAGGACUUCACGGUGGUUGACACGGCCGACAUUUUCAACCCAAGUGAUGCCAGUGAUGAGGUGUACCGAGAAAUUAUCCGCUGCAUCAGGCUGUCCUCCCCGGGCCCCCACGCGCUGCUGCUGGUGACCCAGCUGGGCCGAUUCACCGAGGAGGACAAGGAGGCCGUAGAGAGACUGCAGGACAUCUUUGGAGCUGGUGUUUUGAGGCACACCAUCGUCAUAUUCACCCGUGCAGAAGAGCUGGCGGGGAGAUCUCUGCACAGCUACGUGUCCCGUACUGACAACAAAGCUCUCCGCAAGCUGAUCCAGAGGUGUGAGAACAGGUACUGCGGCUUCAACAACCGGGCAGCUGGAGCCAAACGGGACCAGCAGGUCGCGGAGCUGAUGGGGAUGGUCUGCUUCAUGGUAUGGAAGAAUGGGAACGAGUAUUACUGCAAUAUGAUGUACCUGGAGCCCAAUUUAACAGAGGAGAAGGUGAGGUAUCAAAUGGCGAGGUACAGAGCAGGCAGGAGAAAGAGGAGGUGGUUCAGCUGCAGGGGAGCUGUCAUGGCCUUUGGGCUGAUUGUCUUCACCACGGCUGUGAUUUCCCUGGGUUUCUAUAUCGCACGGCUGCGAUGGAUCCCAGCACCACAGAACCACUGACCGCCCGGGGCUGGAGGCACCUCCGCACACCGCGUGUUCCAUCCCUGCCCAGGCAGGGUCCCCAGCACCGGCUGCCCAGGACCGUGUCCCUUGGGUGUUGGACAUCUCCAGGGAUGGAGACCCCAGCGCCGCUCUGGGCAGCCUGUGCCAGCGCUCUGACCCCUGUGCAGCAAAAAAAAAAGACUUUCCUGAUGUCUCACCGGGCGUCCUUGUGCCUCCGGCAGUGCCCAUGCCCUUGUGUCUUGGCUCUGGGCACCCCACCAGGUGUUCUCACACACAGACAGGACCCCCAAUUCCCAGUGCAGUGGAACCAACUUUCCCUUGGAAAAGAAGAGGAAUCGUCUACGUUUAAUUGAGCAUCCAUUUAAUCAGUUAUCAUAUACGCAGUACAGGACAAAGAUUACGUUUACCUUUUAAGCUAGGCUCCCUUUGACCGGGGACAAAAUGCUCCUUCUGGAAGAAACCAAGGAAAGUUGCCAAUAGCAAGUAGCCUUAGGUUGUGCUUAGGUAACGUGUGGCCAUCGAUGGAUCAAAGGGGUUAGGGAACACCAGCAAGGACCCCCACAGAAGGGAAGGCAUGCGCAGAAGGGCAAGGGAAGGAUCCUUUAGAACGACGCUACAUAAAUACACAACGUAGAUUAGAGUGAUUAUGUACUAGAUAGCCAGAAUAGUCAUUAAUUUAAUGUCUGUGUGUAGCAAGGAAGUCGACACGGGGUGUGCUUGAUCUGUGGAAAAUGCACCGAGCUCUGAGGCCUGAAUAAAAGCAGUAUCACUCCUGA
Messenger RNA from Oxyura jamaicensis (ruddy duck), 1600 nucleotides. RefSeq names its product GTPase IMAP family member 6-like. Lineage: Eukaryota; Metazoa; Chordata; Aves; Anseriformes; Anatidae. Bases 36 to 821 code for a protein of 261 amino acids. The record is from RefSeq and is a predicted model, not a curated record. The transcript has a single exon. Gene Ontology annotation, molecular function: GTP binding.